AUGGCCCCCAAAGCAGUCAACGGCCGCAGAGGCGCCGAGCCCAACUUCGCCGUCAGCGCGUACCAGACCAUUAUGAGCCAGGAUAACAGGAGCGUCGUUACCGCCAUUGGCAUGUUCGCUAUCGGCGUAACGUUUUUGCACAGCAGCUGGGCGGAGAUUUUGCUGCCUGCGUAGGCGUUGAGGAAAAUAUGAGGGCAGUGAGCAAAGACACGCGUGGACCGGAUUGCGACGAAGUGAUGGAGAUCGAGAGCAAUCCGCGACGAGGAAGCGGCGGCAGGGUGACCAGGCGUGUGCAUCGGAUACGGCGUUUGGGACCGUGUAUAACACGACUGAGGGAAUCAACAUAAUGCGCUGGUCCCGGGUGACUGCUUGUACAAUACGUGUAUUACCAGGAAUAUGAGCAGUGCGGAGCUGCACGGUUCAUGGCUGAGCUAGUGUUCUGUUGCUUGUAUGCAAUGCCGUCUCCGCGUCGUUGCGGUGUCGUCGCGACCUUUGAGUAUCCCCCGGCUGGCGUCACAUAUAUCUGAAAUCAGAGCAUCAAAGUCG
Molecule: messenger RNA, 546 nt
Organism: Paraphaeosphaeria sporulosa
Lineage: Eukaryota; Fungi; Ascomycota; Dothideomycetes; Pleosporales; Didymosphaeriaceae
Exons: 2
Coding region: 1-174 (57 amino acids)
Biological process (GO): protein import into mitochondrial matrix
Cellular component (GO): mitochondrial outer membrane translocase complex
Source: RefSeq, a predicted model, not a curated record